AUGCCGUCGCUCAAGGAAGAGGUGCCGUUCGAAAGCCGAGUCGCCGAGACGCACAAAAUCAGAGCCAAGUACCCGAACAGAAUUCCCGUGGUGUGCGAGAAGGCCAGCCGAUCCAACCUCCCUGAGAUUGAAAAAAAAAAAUUUCUAGUACCCAUGAAUAUGCUAGUUGGUGAAUUUAAGUUUAUCCUUCACCAGCAUAUAAACCAGAGUGCAUAUGGAAACAGCAUGAAGCUGUUCAGGGAGAAAACCAUUUACCUGUUUGUGAAUAAUGUGAUUCCAAAGACAGGGUUACUGAUGCAGGAGUUGUAUGAAAUGUACAAGGACGAAGAUGGGUAUCUGUACCUGGAGUACAGUUGCGAGAGCUGCUUCGGUUAA
This is a messenger RNA of Plasmodium fragile, 375 nucleotides long. RefSeq lists its product as uncharacterized. NCBI's taxonomy places the organism in Eukaryota, Apicomplexa, Aconoidasida, Haemosporida, Plasmodiidae. Bases 1 to 375 code for a protein of 124 amino acids. The record is from RefSeq and is a predicted model, not a curated record. Gene Ontology annotation, biological process: cellular response to nitrogen starvation. The transcript has a single exon.